Messenger RNA from Heterostelium album PN500, 861 nucleotides. RefSeq lists its product as uncharacterized. The coding region runs from base 1 to 861 and encodes 286 amino acids. Lineage: Eukaryota; Evosea; Eumycetozoa; Acytosteliales; Acytosteliaceae. The record is from RefSeq and is a predicted model, not a curated record. The transcript has 2 exons.
AUGGAGUGCAAAGGAGAGUAUUUCUGCCGUGACUUCAAAGGUGACUCAACAGACUACCACAAAAAAGCGGAUUACCAUCAACCUAUUAUCGAUCAAAAAUUGUACAUUAACAGCAGUUAUAACAGCAACAACAAUAGUAGUAGUAGCAACAGUGCGGAUAAUAAUCAACUACAAUAUAGCUGGGGACCUUUAGGUGGAUUUUAUUUUAUACUCACUGGAAUGAUUUGUUCCUUUAUCACACUGAUGGUAUCGAUCGUUUUAUAUCAAGUUCACAAGAUCGAGAAUGAUGAAUAUCUUCCUCUGAGAAGAACCAAUAUGGACAUGAAUAAUUUUAUUAAUGGAAAUGGUGUUGCUAUAAAGGUGUCAAAAGAUUCUUUGAGUAUGGCAGAGCAAAUGGUUGGUUCCAUACAGGAAAAAGAGUAUGAUUCAUGGUUGGGUAAACGUGAUAGAGAUGAUGAUGAUGAUGAUAAUAAUAAUCAAGAUGGUGGUGGUGGUGAUGACGAUGAUGUAUUCUAUUCACAAUCAUCACAGAAUGAACAACAAGGUGAGGAAGAUGACGACAAUCAAGAAGGUGAUAAAGAUAUCAGAAAUGAAAGAGCACCAAGAGAAGAGUACAAAAAGAAUAAAUUCGAUGCAAAGAGUCAGACUGCAUUUACCACUGGCAAAGGUCAUCGUAUUAGAAUAUCAAUGGAGAAGUUAAACAACGCUGAUAGACUGAUAAACAAUAUCAAAGAAGAUGAUAUAGAUUUAGAUGCUUUUCGUGAUGAUCUAGUACUUUUAGAACAACCUUUAACAAAGAAUACUAAAGAAGAAGACGAAGAACAACAACAAAACAACAACAAUAAUAAUAAUAAAGUAUAG